AAAAGCAUCUGCAGCUUCAUCCAUUCCAUCAGACCGUUAACGGACCUGAACUUAAAGCAUCUGAGAUUUCGACAGGGAACAGGAAAAUCAUGGAUUCUGCAAUUUCAAAAUCUACUCAAAGCCUUACCACUGCUGAGGACAUGAGGAAUGAAACCAAACUUAUGAUGCAGCCUUAUGCCAACUGGGAAGAGUAUCUGACUCCAGCACCUCUAUCCAUAGCCAUCCUGGGAGAGCUGGUCUUCAUCUCUUCCUCAACAGAUUUCUCCAUCAAUAAAAAUUCCCCUAAAGAUGGUUAUAAAUUCAUCAGAUACCCUGAUUCCUUUCGCGCUUGCCUCAUGCAAGUGUGUAACUCGGGUUGGUGGGCAUUUAAUGAGGCCCAUACAAGCAUGGAUCAGAUUCGCCUCCAUACUGGCCAAGUUCCAAAUUACAUGAAGACAGCUGUGAAGAUUCUGUUCCAAGGCGAUGAUGAAGUUGUCAAAGCACAUCUUCCAGAUCAGCUAGACAAUAUCAGAGUCAUUGCAGAUGAAUGUCUGAAGUUGUCUGAUGCAACUGAAAAGCGUUUCACUGAUGUCAUCAAAAUCAUCCAAGAGCUGCUGGAAGCGUGUGUGAAUGCAGAGCACUUUUAUGGGGAAGAGUUGGAAGCAGUCAAGAAGAAGCUGGAAGAGAGUAAACUGAGGGAGAAGACCGCUCUAGAGAUCAAUAAAAGGACUGAGAAGGCAAUGAGUGCCAUGGAGAAGGAACUGGAUCAGGCUCAUGAGAGCUACAAGAAAGCUCUGAAUUCUCUCCCUAGUGGAUGGGAAAUGAUUGGCAUGGAUUUUGUGAGUGGAAUAACACAGACUGUCACAGGCCUGAUUAAUGGAGUGGCAUCUGUUAUUACUCACCCAGUGAGAAACAUGUGUUCUGCAACAACAAAGAUGGCUGAUACUUUGAACUACAUUAGAGAUCAGGAAAGCACAAGAGAUGUGAUUGCUGAAAUAAAUGCAUAUAGUAAGUCUGCUGAAAUUUUAACAUGUGUCCAGAAUAUCCAGCAGCUGAUGAAUGUGGAUAGUGAGGAUGAUGACAUUGACUGGACAAAUCUGUAUGAUCAGAAGAACAAAUGUACAAAAAGUGAUUGCAUAAAAGGAUAUUUCAAAAGAAUCACUGAUAAUUUAAAGGAAAUCCCUAGCUGCCCCGCAAAGAAGCAAGCUAAGACGUUAUGCAAAGAUGGCAUGGAAAUAUGCAGCCAGCUGGCAAAAUAUGCACCAGAUGGCAAAUGUGACAAAGACAAAAGUACUAAAAUAAUACAAGAGGUCUUGGAUCUGAUCAAGUCAGCUCAUAUUUUUGAUUGCAAAAGCAAAGAUAUCACUAAUUCUCCAGCCAUUUCUCCAACACCACCAAUGAUGUUUAAAGAACAAAACAAGUUAGAGAACAUGAGUGCUUCUCAGAAGGCCACGGAGAAUGCACGAUACAAGAUAGAGCAGAGCCGAGCUCAGCUGAACAAGUCAAGAGAGACCUAUGAGAAGUGUGUGGAGAACCUAGAGAAGAACCAGAAGGAACUAACUGAAAUCCUGGUCUCUAUGAGAAAUUGUGAUCUGAAAAAGAUCGACUUCAAUACUACCAUAGAGAUGCUGGUUAAAGGAAUGGAUGUCAUGGGAAGAGUGAAGGAGCAGUGGGAGAAGAUGGUUCACUUCUUUCAGAUGGUUUCCAACAUUGUGAAAACCAGUCUGAGCAAAACUCUCAAAAACUUUGUCUCCACAUCAGAGAAAACACAAGCCCUCUCCUACAACGCAAAACUCUUCUCAAAAGAUCUGCUCUACACUCAAGCCUUCCAAGCCUGUAACAUCGCUAGUCUGGUCCAUAUGAUCUCUGGAACAUACACAGAUGUUUCCAGCAAGUACCUGAUGGACCGUGUCAGUUCACUGGGCAAACUGAUGGCCAUGGAUAAAAGUAAACCAGAAUUUGAGCAUGAGCGAAAACUGCUCCAGAACGGCUGUGACGAGGCACAGAAAGGCAUUUUAAUGCUUGUCCUGCAGAAUAAAGAGGAGUAUGACCGGAAGAGCACUGCAAGACUAGAAAGGAUUGAUCGAGAAUUGCUUGCCAUUCUACCUGCUGCUCCUCCAGAACAAAUCAAGAGAAUUCAAGAGGUCGUUCAAACUGGAUUCACUGAAGAAGAAGAAGCAUCAUACUUCUGAGAGAUUUUACCAAUAUUUAUUUUACAACCUUGCUACGUACAAAAAUACUACCAUAGUUAAGAUUUAAUCUUUGCU
This is a messenger RNA of Sinocyclocheilus rhinocerous, 2246 nucleotides long. RefSeq lists its product as uncharacterized. The record is from RefSeq and is a predicted model, not a curated record. Bases 90 to 2171 code for a protein of 693 amino acids. The transcript has 2 exons. NCBI's taxonomy places the organism in Eukaryota, Metazoa, Chordata, Actinopteri, Cypriniformes, Cyprinidae.